Messenger RNA from Oryza brachyantha (malo sina), 2702 nucleotides. RefSeq names its product SWI/SNF complex subunit SWI3C. NCBI's taxonomy places the organism in Eukaryota, Viridiplantae, Streptophyta, Magnoliopsida, Poales, Poaceae. Gene Ontology annotation, molecular function: protein binding; zinc ion binding. The transcript is spliced from 9 exons. The record is from RefSeq and is a predicted model, not a curated record. Bases 93 to 1985 code for a protein of 630 amino acids.
CCCGGUCCCGUCCUCUCUCUCUCUCUCUCUCUCUCACUUCGGCGCCCGACUCCCAAAACUCGCCGACGCCGACGCCGAGGUCGUCGUCGACGAUGCCGCGCAAGGCCUCGUCGGCCUCAGAUUCGCGCCUGAAAUGGCGGAAGCGGAAGCGGAAUUCCAACGCCUCCCCGUCGCCGUCGAAGCCCUCGUCCGCCGCCGCGGCGGAACACUCCGACGACUCCGACUCCGCCGUGGCGGCGAAUGAGGACGACGACUCUGCCGUCCCCUCCGCCGCGGGGGACGACGCCGAGGACGAAACCCUAGCCGGUGGUGCGGGGUCGGAGGACCCCGUGCUCGACCUCCGGCAGGCGGAGGUGCUCCCCUCGGCCGAGCCCCUCUCGGCCUUCCCUGCCGCCACCCGCCGCGUCGUCAACCGGCCGCACCCGUCCGUACUCGCCGUCAUCGCGGCGGAGCGAUCCGCGUGUACGGGUGACGGUUCCGCCGCGGCGGCGCCGGCACUGGAGAACAUUUCGCACGGGCAGCAGCAGGUGCUCUCCGGGGUGCUUCCCGACAACGCUUCCCUCGCCACGGACCCUGACAAGCCGUCUACUUACGUGUGCACGCCUCCGAACCUGAUGGAGGGGCAUGGCGUGCCCAAGCAGUUCCAGGGUCGCCUGCAUGUCGUGCCCAAGCACUCAGAUUGGUUCUCCCCAGGGAUUGUGCACAGACUGGAAAGGCAGGUAGUGCCACACUUCUUUACAGGGAAAUCGGCGGGCAACACUCCGGAGAAGUACAUGCUAUUGAGGAAUAAGGUUAUUGCAAAGUAUUUAGAGAACCCAGGCAAGAGACUUGCUUUUGCGGAGUGCCAGGGGCUUGUUGCGAACACGAGUGAAUUAUAUGAUCUCAGUAGGAUUGUUAGAUUCUUAGACACUUGGGGAAUCAUCAAUUACCUUGCGUCUGGGUCAGUGCACCGGGGUCUAAGGAUGGCAACAUCCCUUCUAAGGGAGGAACCAACCGGGGAGUUGCAACUGUUGACUGCGCCACUGAAAUCAAUUGAUGGCCUAAUUUUGUUUGAUCGCCCAAAGUGUAGCCUCCAAGCGGAGGACAUUUCUUCAUUGGCAUCAAAUUCGGAGGUGGUGGAUUUUGAUUCUGGACUUGCAGAAUUGGAUGGAAAGAUUAGGGAGCGAUUGUCAGAGAGUUCUUGCAGUUAUUGCUUACAGCCUUUGACCAGUUUGCACUAUCAGUCACAAAAGGAGGCAGAUAUCGCUCUAUGUUCUGAUUGCUUCCAUGAUGCAAGAUAUAUUAUUGGACAUUCAAGCUUAGAUUUUCAGAGGGUUGAUGGGGAUAAAGAUAGAUCAGAAAAUGAUGGGGAUAGUUGGACUGAUCAAGAAACGUUAUUGCUGUUGGAGGGCAUCGAGAAGCAUAAUGACAAUUGGAAUGACAUUGCAGAACAUGUUGGAACAAAGUCAAAAGCACAAUGUAUUUACCAUUUUAUUCGUCUUCCUGUCGAAGAUGGUCUGCUAGAGAAUAUUAAGGUGCCAGAUGCAUCUGUGCCAUUUAGAGCAGAAACCAAUGGAUAUCCACAUUCAGAUUGCAACGGCAGCACUUUAGGAAAACUACCUCAAAGAAUUCAACCUGGAAACCAUCUUCCAUUCAUUAAUUCUUCUAAUCCGGUGAUGUCACUGGUUGGAUUUUUGGCUUCUGCUAUAGGACCAAGAGUUGCAGCAUCAUGUGCAAGUGCUGCUUUAUCUGUUCUGACAAGAGAUGAUGAUUCCAGGUUGAAUUCCGAAAGCAAUUGCUCUGAUCUUAGGGGCCAUGGUACGCAUCCAAAUUUUCGUGGUCAUAAUGGUGCUAUAUCUUCAUCCAUCUCUCCAGAAAAGGUGAAGCAUGCUGCCAUGUGUGGUCUGUCGGCAGCAGCGACAAAGUCUAAACUUUUUGCAGAUCAAGAGGAGCGUGAAAUCCAAAGGCUAACGGCUACUGUAAUAAACCAUCAGAUUCUGACGUAAGAAAAAUGCACUGUUGCAUGGCCAGCAUAUUUACUUAUUGUGCAAUUGGGUCCCUUAAAAUAUGAAUUCUCUUUGGAUGAGUACUAAUAAUAAGGAUUUGAAAAUGGCAGCAUAAUGUUUUGUUUCGUGGCCUAAUUUGAUGGUGAAGGCGUUAGUGCUUUCUGCUUAGGUUUUGGGAACUUAGGUAAACAGGUAGCUCGUAUCAGUUCUGGCCAUUCUCCAGUGCUAUGUUGUGUCAAAUGAUAAGGAUAGCUGGUGAGGGGUCUAGAACUGGUUGAACAAUCAUAUAGACAAUCAAUACAGUUCAGUUGCAAAGACCACUCUGAGGUAGGAAGUCAACUGCAUACUGAAAUAAUUGUGCUUUCAGGUUUGUGUAUUGAUGUCAGUACGACAGUGAAAAUCUCAGGUAGGGAUCAUUAAAUACGAAACAUACUGAUAAGUCGAACUUUAUCACAAAAGGUCCUAAUAUGUAAUGAUCAUAAACAGCCUUGUUACCAAAUGCAGUUCAGUUGCAAAUCCCCCGUACUUUAGUAACUGAAUUUAAGUUGACAAUCCUCUGGUAAAUGUUUUUUUAUAAAAAAGGUCUGUUAUGGAUACUUUUAUUUAUCUAUGGUACCAAGUUAGAAAACUGAACUUUUUCUAUGCUUGAUCUAGCGAUGGUCAUAGUCACAAGUUCUCUUUACCAAGUUACAUUGAUAGUAUUUGCAACAACAAUUA